ACACACGCACGCACACCUCCCUGCAUGUGAUUAAAUGUCUUGAAAUCUGCUUCUGAUUUCCUCGGGGAGUUGACUUUUCCCUUCUUUUCAACCCCUGGAUUUAUUGAAACCUUUUUACUCCGCUUCAAGGCAGCAGCCGGGGCUCAGUUUCUCCACUCUUGCCUAUUUUUUCCCCUCCCUCCCCCCCCUUUUUUUCCUCCCCUCCGUCCCUCCCAGCAGCAGACCUUGGGCAGCUCAGUGAGAUGCAGGAGGGAGGAGGAGUGGAGCCGCUCGAGCAGCCCUGAGACUCGAGGAUCGCGCGGAGGGCGGCAGUUACCUCCCGUGGGGGCUUGGGCAGAGGGUGGCUUAUGCCAGUUUUUGCAAGCAGCGAGUCCAGCAGAAACGCCCCCGAUUUUUUCCCCCGGUUCCUGUCUCCGUUAGAGGGGUUUGGGGCUCGGGGAUUACCGCCCGCGGCAUCGCUCCCGGCGCGGGCGUUACGGGAGGCUCUUGUACCUGCGCUCGUCACAGGAGGAUUUGGCUUCUGUGCCGUGCCUCGGAGCGUUCUCCUUGGGAAGGAUGGAUCUGCCGCAGCUCUUGAGACUCCUUCUCACUGCCUGUGUGUUUGGCCUGACCCAGACAGUUAACCCCUUUGUAGGUCAGCAGACUCCCCCUGACCCAUGCUAUGAUGAGAACGGUGCCCCUCGGCGCUGCAUCCCUGAGUUUGUCAAUGCUGCAUUUGGAAAGGAAGUGCAGGCCUCCAGCACAUGCGGGAAGCCCCCCACUCGCCACUGCAAUGCAUCAGACCCUCGCAAGGCACACCCACCCUCCUACCUCACUGAUCUGAACACUGCUGCCAACAUGACCUGCUGGCGCUCUGAGAUGCUCCACCACUCACCACAAAACAUCACCCUUACUCUCUCCCUGGGCAAGAAGUUUGAGGUGGUUUAUGUGAGCCUGCAGUUUUGCUCCCCUCGUCCUGAAUCAACAGCCAUUUUUAAAUCUAUGGAUUAUGGCAAAACCUGGGUGCCUUACCAGUAUUACUCCUCCCAGUGCCGUAAGAUCUAUGGCAAGCCCAACAAAGCCACUGUCACCAAACAGAAUGAGCAGGAGGCACUAUGCACUGAUGGGCAGACAGACCUCUAUCCGCUCACUGGGGGCCUCAUUGCCUUCAGCACCCUGGAUGGACGACCCUCUGCCCAAGACUUUGACAACAGUCCUGUGCUCCAGGACUGGGUGACAGCCACAGACAUCCGGGUCAUCUUCAGUCGUCCGCAUGUGUUCCGGGAUAAGGGAGGUCGAGACAAUGAUGAGGAGGAUGGUGGGACCAGUUCAUCUCCGUACUACUAUGCAGUGGGUGAGCUUCAGGUCGGAGGCCGAUGCAAAUGUAAUGGGCAUGCCUCCCGUUGCGUGAAAGACAAGGAAGACAAGCUGGUCUGUGACUGCAAGCACAACACUGAGGGCCCUGAGUGUGACCGCUGCAAACCCUUCCAUUAUGAUCGGCCAUGGCAGAGGGCCAACACCAGAGAGGCCAAUGAAUGCUUAGCCUGUAACUGUAACCUGCAUGCCCGGCGCUGUCGCUUCAACAUGGAGCUCUACAAACUCUCCGGGAGGAAGAGCGGAGGUGUCUGCCUUAACUGUCGGCACAACACCGCGGGCCGCCACUGCCAUUAUUGCAAGGAAGGUUUCUACCGGGACCUGAGCAAAUCCAUCACUGACCGCAAGGCCUGCAAAGCUUGUGAUUGUCACCCUGUUGGUGCAGCUGGUAAAACCUGCAACCAGACCACGGGGCAGUGCCCAUGCAAAGACGGAGUGACGGGACUCACCUGCAAUCGCUGUGCUAAGGGCUACCAGCAAAGUCGUUCACCAGUUGCUCCAUGCAUCAAGAUUCCUGCCAUCAACCCAACCUCCAUGGUUACCAGCACAGAAGAGCCUGCAGACUGUGACUCGUACUGCAAACCAGCCAAAGGCAAUUACAAGAUCAAUCUGAAAAAGUACUGCAAGAAGGAUUAUGUCGUCCAAGUGAAUGUCCUAGAAAUGGAGACCGUGGCAAACUGGGCCAAGUUCACUAUCAACAUCCUCUCAGUCUACAAGUGCCGCGAUGAGCGGGUGAAGCGAGGUGACAACUUCCUGUGGAUCCACAUGAAAGACUUGGCAUGCAAAUGCCCCAAGAUUCAGAUCAGCAAGAAGUACCUGGUCAUGGGAAUCAGUGAAAACUCCACUGACCGGCCAGGACUAAUGGCCGACAAGAAUAGCUUGGUCAUCCAGUGGCGGGAUGCUUGGACCCGGCGCCUCCGGAAACUGCAGCGGCGGGAGAAGAAGGGGAAGUGCGUGAAACCAUGAUUGGUUUUGUGUCUGUCCCUUAUGGAAGCCCCUGCCCUUUUCCCAUGCUCCAGACUGCUUCCCAGAGACUCUGUAUAUAUAUAUAGUGUGAAUGGACUCUCCUGUCUAUAGUGUAUAUUUUGGCAAUGAUUUCCCUCUGUGCAUGUAUGUACAUGUGUGUGUGUGCAUGGGUGGGCUUUUUCCCUUAACGUUUAUUAAAAAUAACACAAUAACGACAAACCUUUAAUGAGGAGCAAAGUGGAAGAAGACGCUGGUGGCGCCCAUUGUGUGAAGAAGCAUGGAGGAAAUGAGUCUAUCUGGGCACCUCCCAAGUUUGUAUGUCUCCUUAUUUCUGACCUCUUUUCCCUUUCAGUGAGGAGCUUGCCUCUCACUGCUGCUUCUGGUGUCUGAGUGUGAAGUCUCAACGCUUUGUUCUCCUUGCUCAGUGUUAGCCUCAUAGGAUUGCAGUAGUCUCAGCUCUGCAGUCCAUUUCCACAGCCUAUGAAAAUGGCCCACUUUGAGUUUCCUAUUCCCUCUGUGGUAGCUGCAGCAGAUCUACACUGAUCUAUGCCAGCUAAGGACCUGGCUUGACAUGCUGAUUUCAGAUCUUGGACUGCCUCUGCCUUUCUUUGUAGCCAGUAUAGUUGUUGGGUAAGGGUGGGGUCCAGGAAUGUUGUGGUUCAGAAUGGUGGCUCAUUAGUAGGCUUAUCUAAGGCCCUGGGCUGGCAGGCAGGGGAACUGUGGGUUAAGGCACUGUCAGAACUGCAUGGUGGAGAUCCAGUUAUUCAGGGUUAUGGUCCAUUGGCAGAACUCCUGGUAGACCCAGCACUGGACGACUGAUGUUGAGAAUUCCAUGCGCUGGACAUCCCACAGAUGCUGGAAAGGCAAGGGGGUGCAAAAAGGCAUGGUCAGUGUCCUGCAAGAGGGCUGGGAAGCCCAGAGAGCGACUCAGUGGGGUUCAGGCUGAGGCGUCCUGGCUGAACUGUGCUGGAUAAGCAUGACACACAUUUUGCUCCCAGCACAUAAUCCUGCCAGCCCCCCACUUGCCUUUGCAGUCAUGUGUGAAGCUGUCUAGACAGCCACUGCCCUGACCCUUAACACGUCCAGUCAUUAUAGACAUUCAUCCACCACCAUGGGGUGGGCUUGAGUCCCAUUCUCUUCUACUUCGCAGCACUAGUUCCCGGUAGCAGCACCAUCCACAUUACCUGAAGUUACCUGAGAAUGCUGGGACAUGGACAGCUCUUCUCAUUUUGCAAUCAGUGCAACCAUGCCCUUUAGUGGGACCCUGACUUUAUGGCAGGAGACUGAAUCUCCUUUCUCACUGACACCAAGUUUUACACCAGCCUGGCUCAUGUGACUUCCAUGAAGUGACUCCUGGUAUAGGUAUGAUCUAGACCAAACUCAGUGUGUUGGGUCCCAUGCAGUUUGCAGACUCACUCAGUUUGAAUAUGCAGUUUGAGUACCAAGGCCCAGAUUCUGAUCUCUUGUACAUCCAUAUAAAUGCAGGGUGCCAUCAGGCUUUUUGAAAGGCCUGUGAUGUGGUUUGUUAUUGUAAGAUUGCAAUUAAUGUCCACUUAGUUUCUAGAAAAUACUGCCUAAAAUAUUCUACCAGAACAACACUGAGCAGCCUGUGUGUCUCAGCUCCUCAAAGAUAUUUAGGAGCCUAAUCCCUACAGACUUCAGCAGGAGUUGGGGACCUUCAUGGGUAUCAGUGGUUGCAGGUCUCAGCUACAACAAGGCCCCUUCACUCCUCACUCAGUCCCCUGCCCUGUUUGCUAAUCCACAAGCAAAGCUGGUCCAAGUACCUGAUUGCUUCCUGAGCUGGUGAGAGCAAUAUCUUGCACUGUUGUUAGGGGUGGGGAGGACAGGAAUUGUAUUCCAGACGGUGUCUCAUUGAAUAUUAUGCAGGAAUCUGUGUCUCUACGCCUGUCCUGAGAAUGAUGCAUAGCUCUGAGUGCUCAGACAAUUCCGGCUACGAAACCACGGGUUGCUGGCAAUAUGGGAAUCACUCACAGUUUGCCUGAAAUUAGUAAUAGUAACAAUGGCCAAAAAUAACAAGAUCCUUUAUGGGUAACAUAGUUUUGACUUUGGCCUGUAACACACUUAUGGUACAGCAGGCUCUCGUUCCCCAAGCUGACUGGCAGUGGGGCUUUGGGCUGACAGUCUCACUACUGAACUUAAAUUUUAAAGGUAUUUUCUGUGCAAAAUGUUCAUGCGACAAAUAAGAACAGUGCAUGAACAAACUGAAUUAUCCCUCCCAGCCCCCUCAUGGUGCCUGUGUUCCUUGGGUGGCUGGGAGGGCACUAGUGAAACUGAUGAACUCCUUGCCCAAAAGUGGAGUUCUUAGGAAACUUGUCAGUGAAGAAAAAAAAACAGGGGUCAUCCACACCCCAAGUGUCUCGUCCUCCAACUGGCUGUGAUUUACAGGGCUCAGUCCCCCAUCCCCCUCAGCCUUUGUGCAACCUUUUUCAUUAGCAUGAAAUAGUAGUGCAAAACACAACCAAAUAAGAGUCCAGAUCCCCAGUUGAUGCAAACUGUCCUAUUAAAGCCAGUGGGACCUAUGCCGGUCUAUACCAGCUGAGACCCUGGACCAUGAAUGGUAGUAGUCUGCAUUGGUUUUGCACAAGUGUGAAUAGCUGUAAGGUAGAGGAGCAGGAGACCCGGGAGUUUUAUGAUGUGCCCCAUUGGCCCCACAGAAAUCAGAAGGGGUCUUUCUGCUGGCUUUAGUGGCCACUGGCUCAGGACCUGGUGCCAUGGUUUUUAUUUCCUCCAGGUCUUUGGGGAAGGGUCUAUGUGUAUGCAUGUGCAUUCAUGUGUGCUACUGCCUCUGAUCUGCAGGUAGCAGCAGGAGGAGGGGCAAAGACCCCCUCCAGGCAACCAUGAAAGUGAGCUACUAUCAUAAUAGCAGUUUAACUUUAAAAUUUUUGGAAACUGCAAAGGCAAAGCAAAAAAGGAGGGACUCUUUCCACUCCUGACAGCUGGUGUAUGAAUGUGCUUCUCAGAGGUAGCAGGCAUGUCUUUGCAUUCUCAUGCACUGAAUACCACUCAAGCUGAACUCUUGGGGAAGAAUUAAUGCCUGAGUAGAUGCAGCCUCAUACCAAGGGGCUGCUGAGUUCCACUCAAGCUCAGGUCUGACUCCAGUGCACAGGCUUCUUACUGUCCCUAUACACAGAGGUGAACAUCACAGGUAGAUUAUGUAAGUUGGUCCUUUCAGCUGCAGCCCAAGGGCCAAAUGCAGCCCUUGGCCUCAGGAAAUCCAGCUCACUGCUGCGUUCUCCCUGUUAUGGGAGGACAGCACAGAUCAGCUCCUGGAUUUUGAGGCUGGCAAACACAGAGUUAUUUCUCCUCAUGUUCUGCUAAAAUUUUAGGUGCAUGCAUAUCUAAACGUUGAGAUUCCCAGACCUCUAGGAGAUUUAGAUGGGAAUCCAAAAUGAAAGUCAUAUUAAAAUAACCUCAUCUGUCUGUGUGCCUUUACUUUUUAUUUAGAUAUAUGAACACACAUGGGCAAACUGAGUACUGUUUUCAGGCUCCUUGCAAGGUUGUCCUGAAGACUGCAAAGUUUGGGCACCCAUAAAGGUAUGACAUGGGCAAAGCACACUGCAAGAAGCCCUACCUCCUCAUCUCUCUGCUUCAGUUGUCUUUAGACCUGCAUGCUAUAAUUUGCAUAUCCUGUAAAUAUCUUCCUAAAUGCAACACAGCAAAAGAAUGGGGGAGAUGCUACAGACCAGGACGUCUCCAUGAAAUACUGUUGAAUAUGUAAAAAGAAACCCAACAAAUGUUAUGGAACAUAGUGUAACAUAUAUAAGAUAUGUACUUUUUCUUUUUUUAUUAUUAUUAUAUUAUUAUUAUUAUUAUUUUAAUAACACAAAUCUAAUAUGUCUUGCCUGUCUAACCCAGUGUUUUCUUUCCAUGAGACAAUUUAAGAUUGGAUUCUGUACUUAAGUUGACUGAUGGUGCUUCCUCCCCUCUGUAUUCCUCACCUAACCCAGGUGUUAGCACUGCUGACUUUCAUUCCAGUCUCUCCUGCUCUGCUUGGGAUGAGGCAAUCAGGAAAAAGAAUUUCCUCCAGAGCAUGUAAGAAGCUGUUCCAAGGACAGCAAAGAGUCAGAGGCUUUGACGAUAUAAAAGGGACAGAUGAGCUGGCUUCAAUGGUGCUGUGCCUAUUUAUCUAGCUGAGGUACCUUUCUUCUGUUAGGAACUUGUAGGAGCAAAGAUCAAAGCUAAAUGUAAAAGGGAUAUAAUCAAGAUAGAAGCCACAGGGCCUUGGGUCUUAUUCACUUGGGAUGCAAUUCCCCCAUGUGCACUUAGUGCAUAGCUUGUGCACUUAAGUACUGAAGUCCCACUUAAGUACUCAAAAUAGGGCUGAAAUUGGAUUGGCUGUCAGCGGUGCUUCUACCUUGGGCUAGCCUACAACACAGGAGAUGUCAGUCAGUCACUCUUAUAACUCCAUUUAUAUCAGUAAAUUUACAGCAGCAUAUGAGUGAAAACAAAACCUAACUCAAUGGGCCACAAGUGCUAUGGGAUAUAGCUUUAUUGAAAUUAAUGGCGUUGUGACAGUUUGCAUUGCUAGAAGAUUUGUCCCCAUGCCUUUAAAAUGACCUCUAUGUUCAUUAAUAGCACUACCAAUGAUUAAAAAUCACAGGUCUGAUUUCUGCUGAUGCAAAUGAGCACAACUCCAUUGGUUUCAGCAGAGCUACAGAGCUCAUGGAGGUAAACCAGCUGAGGAUCUGACUCAAAGAAUUUAUACUUGAGCAGAGCCCAUUUGUUUGGGCAGCAAAACUGUUCUAUUUCAAGCCAGUCCACUUCUCAGGCAGUGCUUUUGACUUUGGAUCCCAAAACUGCAAUGGAAGAUUUCAAUUUAAAAGGGUCUGUAUUUAUUGGAAUUAAACAAUUAUAGGAAAUAAAACUCCUUCUUUCAUCUUUUGACUUUGAAAAACCUCAAGUAAUAAUAAUAAUGCUUAGUAUUAUUAAUAUUAUUAUCAUUAUAUUUUUCCCAAAGCCUAACUUCGACAUUUCAAAUGUUUGAGGUUUGUUUCUUGAAAGAAAAAGUUCACAGCAAAAUAAAAAGAAUAUCAGCCCACA
This is a messenger RNA of Gavialis gangeticus (Gharial), 7380 nucleotides long. RefSeq names its product netrin 3 (gene NTN3). The record is from RefSeq and is a predicted model, not a curated record. Bases 556 to 2319 code for a protein of 587 amino acids. The transcript has 7 exons. Gene Ontology annotation, molecular function: protein binding. Lineage: Eukaryota; Metazoa; Chordata; Crocodylia; Gavialidae.